This is a messenger RNA of Guyanagaster necrorhizus, 720 nucleotides long. RefSeq names its product uracil-DNA glycosylase. Gene Ontology annotation, molecular function: uracil DNA N-glycosylase activity. The record is from RefSeq and is a predicted model, not a curated record. Gene Ontology annotation, cellular component: nucleus; mitochondrion. The coding region runs from base 1 to 720 and encodes 239 amino acids. Gene Ontology annotation, biological process: base-excision repair; base-excision repair, AP site formation via deaminated base removal. NCBI's taxonomy places the organism in Eukaryota, Fungi, Basidiomycota, Agaricomycetes, Agaricales, Physalacriaceae. The transcript has 8 exons.
AUGCACAAAUCGUGGUACAACGCAUUGCAAACUGAAUUUAGUAAGGAUUACUUUUUGAAGGGGAGUGCUGCUUAUUCGAUGUCUUUUGUCCUGAAACAUUUUUUACUUCAGGAGCAUAAAUCGCACACCAUUUACCCCUCAAUGGCGGACAUAUAUUCUUGGUCGCGGCUUACACCUCUUGAAGCUGUGAAGGUGGUUAUCCUCGGUCAAGAUCCGUACCACAACGUUGGACAAGCGCAUGGAUUAUCGUUUUCAGUUUUGCCGCCAACAAAGAUACCUGGGUCGCUACAGAAUAUUUAUAAACAGAUAGCAAAUGAUAUACCUUCCUUUGUAAUACCUCAAACCGGAAACCUUAGUCCAAUAGCUCGCUUGGGAGUACUCUGGCUUAACACUUCCCUCACAGUCCGUGCGCAUAAAGCGUAUUCUCAUGCUGGUAAGGGCUGGGAGACUUUCACUACUCAGGUCAUCAGAGCCGUCACUUCGAGGGCUGAUGGCAAAGGUGUCGUCUUCAUGGCCUGGGGGCUUCCCGCCCAAAAGACAUGUGACAAGAUAGGUAUUGAUGAAACAAAACACUUGGUUCUGAGAUCUCCACAUCCUUCACCUUUAUCGGCUCAUCGAGGAUUUAUUGGGAAUGGCCAUUUUCGCAAGGCCAAUGAAUGGCUUUUAAACAGGUAUGGAGACGGGGCAGAGAUUAAAUGGGAUAUUUUAAACGAUAAAUAA